AUCUUUCAGAAAAAGGAAACUGAUUUUUUUAUAGGGAAAUGAAUGAUUAAAAUUAAAAUAUGUGGAAUAUCGCCGGAAUUUUCGUUUGCUUAGCUUCAAUUUUGUACGGUGUUGGCGGUAUUAAUUUUCUUAAUGGUAAAUACAGGAAUGUUAAUAUUGUUAUCCAAAACACUGUUGCCGAGAACGAGGUUCUAAUUGAACGAAUUAAGCAAAUUUUUACCAACGCAUCUCAGCUCCUUUUCGAAGCGACACGGUACCAAGUGUCUUUUGGACAAAUUAACAUUAUUAUACCCAAUACAUGGAGCUCGAAACCAGAAUAUCAGGAGAUACCCGCUCUGUCCGAGUUAGACUCUUACAUCACCGUCGAUGAUGGAAAGGUUAAAAUGCCUCAUACUAAACGCAAGAGAAAGAAGUGCGGCUCAUCUGGGCGUUAUAUCUUCUUACCGGAAAGCUUUUUAUUGGAAGAAGGGAAAACAAAAUAUGGACACCAUGCAAACGUUGUGGUUCAUGAGUGGGGUCAUUUGAGAUGGGGACUAUGGGAUGAAUACGGAAUAAAGAAAAAUGGAAGAUUUUACUUAAAAGAUGGUGAAUGGAAGCCUGUAGGAUGCAGUGCGCAAAUUACGGGUAAAGUUGGCAGAGGAUCACAAUGCACUCGAGGGAUAUCAAAAUGUGACAUUUCUAACACUGAAACAGUUAUUAAUGAAACUUGCAAGUUUUGCCCUGAUGAAUCACAACCAAUAUCCAACAUGAGCUCCAUAAUGGCAUUUAAUUGGCUUGAUGCGGUUGUUACUUUCUGUGAUCGUGAGAAUGACACAAGUGUUCCUGUUCACCAAAGACACAACAGUAAUGGCAAGAGUAAACAAAAUUUGAAAUGUAAAGGCCGUAGUUCCUGGGAAGUAAUGAGGGACCAUGAAGACUUCAGAUCAGAAACUAUGUUGCUAACGACCAAACUUGGCGAUCCUGCCGGAUCAGAGAUUAUAGUGAUAUCAGAUGGUCAAGAUGGUUACGCAAGUAUCCUCGAUAGUGCAAUACAAGAUGCUGUUGACACAAGUGUAACUAUACACAGGCAGCUCCAAGCGUUUUCUGAAAGGUUUGAUGUCACAAGUCCGGAUGGAACUGUUUAUACAAAACAAACUUCUGACGACAAUGUUGUUUUGGACAUACCUGGUACAGCCAUUGCCGGGCAAUAUAAUGUUUCCAUUGAAUCAAGCACGUCAUCUUUGGAGCUUUACGUUACAUCUUUACCUACCGACGCGGAGGCUGUUCGUGUCUCUUCAUGGAUAUCUCCAGUGGAUUUUGACUUUUCCUCUGGUGAAUUACCUGUUGUUGAAGCCGACGUAAUGAAAGGAAGAGCGGCUGUUUUAAAUGCGAUUGUUACAGCACUUGUGGAAACAUCAGCUACUAAUGAUUGUACAAUUUCAUUACUUGAUGAUGGGGCAGAUCCUGAUGAUACGUCUGAUGAUGGGGUAUAUGCCGGAGUAAUUCCAGCAUUCUGUAUCGACAGAAAUGGUCGUGUGAGUGCAAAGGUUUAA
Molecule: messenger RNA, 1532 nt
Organism: Ruditapes philippinarum (Manila clam)
Lineage: Eukaryota; Metazoa; Mollusca; Bivalvia; Venerida; Veneridae
Product: calcium-activated chloride channel regulator 1-like
Exons: 10
Coding region: 60-1532 (490 amino acids)
Source: RefSeq, a predicted model, not a curated record